AUGAGCCAAGGUGGACCAACCAGCUGGCGUCAAGCGCUCAACAACGAACUCCAACGCCCUGGCGUAAAUAAAGCGGUCGAGUACAGGUGUACGGCUGACGGACCACUUCAUCAGCAAUUAUGGACUGCAAUUGCAUAUAUUGACGGCGAAGAGUAUGGUAUCGGGGAGAGGCUCCUGUCCAAAGAUGGAGCAAAGGAGCAGGCCGCGAAGAGUGCCUAUCUUCGGUAUAUGAAACCUCACUAG
Molecule: messenger RNA, 243 nt
Organism: Serendipita indica DSM 11827
Lineage: Eukaryota; Fungi; Basidiomycota; Agaricomycetes; Sebacinales; Serendipitaceae
Source: the annotation of a GenBank genome assembly